AUGUUGGGGAAGCGAGAAUCUAUCGAUGGCGGCAGAGGUGAAACAGACGCGGACGACGUCGGCGACAAGGACACGGGCGCAGCGCCUGCGGGAGCGGCUGCAACGGCCGGGCCCGGUGGCGUGGGGGCGGCAGAGAAGGCGGAAAUGACAAAAGGAGUCUUCAGCCCCCAGGUCUCAGCCUUGAACUCUGUCAAGGAUGGCUUCGGCGAAGAAAAGAGGGAAGGGAUACCGGCGGGCGACGAGACGAGAUCACCGACACCGUCACCAUCGAACUCGGACUACGGAUCGCAUCAGGGCAAGGGUCGUGGUGGGGCUUUCGAUUUGGUUGUGAGGACGCUCACGUGGACGCCGAGGAAGCUUCGAUACGACCCGGAGAACCCUCCGCGAUUUACUCUCGCGCUCAACUUUAUGUUUGCGGUGGCAGCGACGUUUACCGUAGCCAACCUCUACUACAACCAGCCGGUGCUGAACAGGAUCGCCGAGACGUUCGACGUCAGCUUCGAGAGGGCUUCAUCCGUGGCGACGCUGAUGCAGGCAGGGUAUGCAGCGGGGUUACUGUUUAUCUGCCCGCUGGGCGACAUGGUGCGGCGUCGGCCGUUCAUCCUAGGCCUCAUCUGGGUGACCGCCAUGUUGUGGCUCGGGCUCUGCGUCACGAAUUCCUUCACGGCAUUCCUAGCCCUCUCCUUCAUCGUCGGCGCCACGACCGUCACGCCGCAGCUCAUGCUUCCGCUCGUCGCCGACAUGGCCCCGGCGCAUAGGAAAGCGAGCUCGCUCUCAAUCACGACUUCGGGCCUGAUGCUCGGUAUGCUCAUCGCGCGUCUGCUGUCGGGUAUCGUGGCGAACUACACGUCCUGGCGCAACAUCUACUGGCUCGCGUUCGGGGCGCAGUACGUCAUCCUCGUGCUGCUCUUCUUCUUCCUGCCAGACUACCCGUCGAAAAACCCGGACGGGUUGAACUACUUCCGCGCGCUGUGGACGAUCGUGACGAUGCUGUUCACGGAGCCGGUCCUCGUGCACGCGUGUUUGAUUGGCUUCUUCAUCAGCUGCAUCUUCACGUCGUUUUGGACGACGCUGACGUUCCUGCUGGCGUCGCCGCCGUUCGAGUACCCGUCCAUCACGAUCGGGCUGUUCUCGCUCAUUGGCAUCGCCGCCAUAUGUGGCGGGCCGGUGUACGGGCGACUCAUCAUGGACCGAUACGUGCCGUUCCUGUCGUCUGUACUGGGACAGAUUGUGGUCCUUAUCGGAUGCGUCGUCGGAGCGUUCACGGGCGAGUUCACCGUGGCGGGGCCCGUGAUCCAGGCAAUCUGUAUGGACAUGGGCAUACAGACAGCACAGACUGCCAACAGGACGUCCAUCUACACCAUCAACCCAAAAGCGAGAAACCGCGUCAAUACGGCGUACAUGGUGUGUGUGUUUUGCGGGCAGCUGACGGGCACGGCGGUGGGUAACAGGUUGUACGCACAGGGCGGGUGGAAGUAUAGCGGAGGUGCCUCCAUCGGCUUCAUCGGGCUAUCCUUGAUCAUCACGAUGCUCAAAGGCCCAAGGGAGACGAGGUGGAUUGGCUGGAGCGGCGGGUACAAGCUGCGCAGGGACGACGUCCCCAAGAAGGCGGUCCCCGUGUCGCCCGAGGACGGACAAGGGGUAGGGGAGGCAGACGUGGAGAGGACGGGGGACAAGAGGACGGAAGCCGGAGCCGGUGGUGAGGAGGUUCGGCGGUGA
Molecule: messenger RNA, 1719 nt
Organism: Colletotrichum spaethianum
Lineage: Eukaryota; Fungi; Ascomycota; Sordariomycetes; Glomerellales; Glomerellaceae
Product: putative urea active transporter 1
Exons: 4
Coding region: 1-1719 (572 amino acids)
Biological process (GO): transmembrane transport
Molecular function (GO): transmembrane transporter activity
Source: RefSeq, a predicted model, not a curated record